Molecule: messenger RNA, 4328 nt
Organism: Priapulus caudatus
Lineage: Eukaryota; Metazoa; Priapulida; Priapulimorpha; Priapulimorphida; Priapulidae
Exons: 6
Coding region: 217-4107 (1296 amino acids)
Source: RefSeq, a predicted model, not a curated record
GUUAAACACGUGCAAGUUGGGAUAGUCGAGAGAGGGAGAGUUCUGGUCGAAUGCGUAUAGGUCAGACGUGCUGUUACCUCUACGCGCAUGCAACUCGAGCUUGGCAUAGCAUUUCGAGUGUCGGUACGUGCGCAACGUCGUCUCAUUGACACAGAUCGGCUGAAAGAUUCAUCAUUCUGCAUGUAGUGAAGAGAGCAAAAGGCAACAACUGACGAGAUGGUGCCCGUACACGUGCUACUAGCGUUGACCCUUCUACCUUGCAUCUCGGGGCAAGAACACACCGGCGAUAUCGGUGUCGCUACACCCAGUGAACGCCCGGAUAAACCUCCAUUUUUUAAUGCUGGCGGGCCUGAUCGUCCGUCCGGACUCCCUAUAGACGUUCCGCCAUACUUUAACACAGGUGGCGGCGGGGCAGGUCGGGUGAUUAAGAGUGCAGAUGAGAGCGGUGCUCGUGAGAAUAAACCCCCGCCGAGCAGCGGCGCGAGGCAAUCAAAGCAUUACAGGGAAUCUCGACCACGAGCGGCUUCACCUUUCUUCUUCGGUCCCGCGCACUUCCUGUCUAGUGUAAACCAGCCUACCAUAGUUCCCAAUCCCUCAGACACAGAGAAGAAUGCGAACGACACGGAAAAAACAAUACCCGUGACUAUGGCGGAGCAGCAAGACGAAAAUAUCGACAAUGAGAAAGAAAACAGAAGCGAAAAUGCUGCUGCGAAAGGUCAGGGCGAAGCAGCGGCACAGAUCCCAGCAGAAGAGCAACAGAGUCCUGUACAGCCAGCGGGAGAUGAGACUGUUGAUGUAACAGAAAAUACUACAGCAGCGAUUCACGAAGAGCAAACAAUCUCUACUACUGGUGGCGAAACAGAGCAGCAGAUAACCACGUCAACCGAUAAAGUGGAAACAACCGAUGAUGUGGAAACAACCGAUAAAGUGGAAACAACCGAGUCCACCCCUGAUACAACCGGAGACAUAACUACAGUAGUGGAAACGAGUGAUACCGCAACCGAUGCAACAAAAGAUAUUACGACAGUAGCCAGUGACGAAACGGCGACUGAUGCGCCCUCUGCUGCAACAGAGGACAUGAGCACACCAGCUGCUGAUGAAGGCGAAACAAUCGAUGCUGUCACUAGUGCAACAGAGGACUUCACUACUGAAGACACUACUACAGAAGACACAACUACCGAAGAUACCACUACAGAAGACAUCACUACAGAAGACACCACUACUGAGGACAAUGAAGAGGGAGUAACCGAUGCGACCACUAUUCCCACGGAAGAGCCAGUCUAUGAAAAGGAAACGACUGAAGAUCCGGAGACUGCUGAGUUAGCCUAUGAAGAUGACAAUUCACGAGACCCACCAGUUAAUCUGUUUUCUGUUGAUGAGAAGGAUACCGAGACGCAAGAUGCGCAGCGAACAUUUAAGUACGCGUUUGCGCCGCCAUUGUUUUCUGCGAUAGAGCAAGAUGGCGCAGAGCAAAGCAAUGACCCAGCAUUUUAUCCUAUUUAUCCGCCCUUCUCAUCUUUCAUUGAAGAUGAAGCGAUUGCACCUCCACUCUCCUCAGCAAUAGAAAAUGAAGAUGCCGAGGAAAGAAAUGAUCCAGUUGAGCCAAUUUUUCCACCCGUGUCAUCGCCAUUCGAGGAGAAUGCACCCAGUGUUGAUAUUCCCUCUACUAUCGAUGAACGCAUAAAUGACAACAACGAACAAACAUCAGACAGAUUCCCUCUGACCAAUCCACGCCAAGGAAGGCGACCACGCCUACAUGACGUAAUAAUACCUGAUGAUAAACAGCCAAUUCAAGACCCGCUAGCAUUACGAUUGUCUGCAUUGACAACCAGGUUGAAUGCCAACGCAGACGAAGAUUCAUCACCUCUAGUAAUACCCGAUGAAAGACUUCUACCACCUGUCUUUGAUGAUAAGCCACCCACUGAAGGACACUCAGUAGAGGAAACUCCCUCGGAAACCUUCUCAUUUAAUCCAUAUCAACGUAACGAUGGCGAAAUUGCGUUCAACCCUUUCUUUGGUAGUGCUCCCCCACUCGCACCCGUGAAUGCACCACUGGAUGCACCUUUUGCAGAUGCUGUCUUUGCCCAAGGAGCACCAACGGUUGUGGAGACAGAGCCCUCUGACGCUAAAUCACCUGCCCGUGUUCACAGUACACCCGAUCUACCACCAAUGGUGAACUUUCCACGUGACGAGAUAGACGACAUUGAAGAGAGCGAUGAUACAAAUGAGAAUGAUAGGGACGAUCCAAUUAAAGAUCUCCCUCCAAUGUUUUCGCAAAAUGAGGAUGGAAAUGACAAACCAACAUCACCAAGUGUAAACGCGCCUUUCACGCCACCAAUAAAUCGAGGUCCUAUUCCGCCACAAUUUGGCAGCACGUCAAGAAAACAGUCACCCACUGAAUCAGAGGCAGACGCAACUGGUUUCGAUGCCUCAGCUCCAUUCAAUCCGUACGUUGGAACACAGUUCUUCUCUGAACAACCAUCAUUUAACCCUCAAGUGCGAGAUCAGCUACUCGGCUCGAGAACGGGUAACUCUGGGAGACAAACACCUCCUCUACCUUCCCGAGGAUCCCGGCCGGCAGUGACGGUACAAACACCAGGAAACCCAGAAGGUAUCCGCACAACAACGCCCAAUUUACGACACCAGAGGGCGGGACGACGCCAGCAACCACACCCUCAGUUUGAACAUGGUCAGGGGCAUCUUGAUCCACGGGAAACUGUACAAGGUCGAAGAAACGGGCGGCGGGGUGGGUUUGCACCUGAUUCUAGAUUUGCUGAAGAUACUGAUUUCAGUGCAGGUCCUGCAUAUGACUCAAGGUUUAACCCAAGGUCUGAUCCAAGGUUUGACCGGAAUUCAGGGUAUGAUCAGGAUACGGGAUUUGACCAAGAUCCGAGAUUCGCACAAGAUCCGAGAUUCGCACAAGAUCCGAGAUUCGCCCAAGAUCCAAGAUUCGCCCAAGAUCCCCGAUUUGCCCAAGAUCCGAGAUUCGCCCAAGAUCCGCGAUUCGCACAAGAUCCGAGAUUAGGCCAAGAUCCGAGAUUCGCACAAGAGCCGAGGUUUGUUGAAGACCCAAGGUUUGCCCAAGACCCAAGGUUUUCCCAAGACCCAAGGUUUGCCCAAGACCCAAGGUUUGCGGAGGAUCCUCGGGUUGGGCCAGACCCGAGAUUCCGACAGGACCCCCAGAGCCAAACUUUCAUCGAAAGGGGAGGAGAGUUCAGAAACACAAUGCGCCAAGAUUCGCGCGGAAGAAAAUUCGUCGCCAUGCCGCACGAAAACUUCCAAAGGGAGCAGCCGCCUCCAUCGUUUGCAGGCGGGCCUGGUUAUGUCGAAGACCGUCUGCCCCCAUACCCAGAACUAAACGGGGUUCCAUCGGAAGAAGGGCCGCCAGCCGUAAGAAUCGGUCCCGGAGUUAGAAUCACGGCUCUCACAUUUCCUCAAGGCGACGGGGAGUACAUUCCACGGGACUACGUAAGCUCGAACCGGAAUUCGGAGAGGCCACGCGCUACGGACGAAGCAGGCCGAGCAUUGCGACCGCGGGGCAGAGCCAGUGAGGGCAGCUUUGCAUCUAGUCCGUCGCUACGGCGUCGGCAGCAGCCGACACGAGGUCGGGUCGUGCUCAUUUCGCGCGACGGCACCGUCUACCUGCCACCAGGGGCCGCACGCCGUCCCACGGGCCGGGCUUCUUCUUCAAUCGGAGACAGCGCACGACUGCGGCUAGACGACCGUGAGAGGAGACUAGACGAAGAAGAAGACUUCGGCGACGUCAGGAGAGGACGACGACCUUUCCAGGGGGAGAUUACGUCUAUCAGACCGACGUCGUUCUAUGGCAGCGGUCCAGCAGACGCCCCACGGGAUAACUUCUAUUCACCCCGAGGACGCAGCCACGAAGGCCAACUCAGGGGAGAGUUCGCACCACCAGUAUCGCGGAGGUAUACAGCUGGAGGAGAGACGUACCCACUAGAGGCUCGAUACGGUGGCAGUGAUGCGAUGAGCCAGCAACGUGCGUCUCAGCUUGCAGCUCUCUUCUACAACAGAUUCCGUCGACCAGGCUUCAUCAAGACUACGCGGAUCGUGCUGUUUCGACCGCAGAGAACGCGCGUCUAUUAAGCAUGACUGACAGAUAACCUGUAGGCUGUGCUGUCAUGCACGAUGGGCUGGCGUGUGAAACACGCCAACCGCCGCCGGAAAAUAAUAAUAAUUUUAUUAUAAUGACGAAUUGUUAGUUUUGCACACAUCUGCAAUAACAUCAGAAACGCACACACGCACGCGACGCACACACACACACACACGCGCGCACACACACACGCGCGCGCGCACACACCACCCCC